Molecule: messenger RNA, 2792 nt
Organism: Trematomus bernacchii (emerald rockcod)
Lineage: Eukaryota; Metazoa; Chordata; Actinopteri; Perciformes; Nototheniidae
Gene: arsj
Product: arylsulfatase family, member J
Exons: 2
Coding region: 485-2194 (569 amino acids)
Source: RefSeq, a predicted model, not a curated record
CUCCUGAAACACGUCCAGGGUGAGCCUGAACUCCUCACAGGUUCUCCGCUCUCCGCGGGACAGGAUGGAGGACACAAUCUGCCGUGAACGCACCGCACAAGCCGCUUCAAGGUCUGCUCGUUCUUUGGAAGUUCUGUGCGUCUUUUGACAACUUAUUGAGUCGGGAUAUCCCAUCCCCUGUACAUACAGUUUUGGAACUUGUUUGCACCAUGCAGAGUGUUGGGCUCCCCGGGGGUUCAUCCACAGAGCUGUAGCCUCUGCCCCCCCACACACCGCGGAGCUGUCAGUGUGUUUGGAGCCUCAUACAGUCUAUGGUUUGGAGAGGAGGACUGAACACUGAACACGAUGCAGACCCGAUUACCAAGCGGUGCUGCCCCCCCUGAAAAUGUGCAACACGUUCCCACUCGGACACACCGUCCCACUGCCCGACAGUAACCGUGCCUGGAGGUGUGCACCCGGAUCUGGAUCUGGAUCUAUCUGAAUCAUGUUCCUGCUGUGGGUCCCCCUCACCCUGUUUCUCAGCUUCAUCGUUUCUCAGACGUGGAGCGUUCAGAUGUCGUGGGAUAACUGGAACGCCGACCUGCGCAACCGGGAGAAGGAGUUUGAGAAGCCGAGCUCCCCGCCGCACAUCAUCUUCAUCCUGGUGGAUGACCAGGGCUUCCGGGAUGUGGGGUACCACGGCUCCGAGAUCAAAACCCCGACUUUGGACCGGCUGGCAGCGCAGGGGGUCAAACUGGAGAACUACUACGUGCAGCCGCUCUGUAGCCCGUCCCGGAGCCAGCUCAUGACCGGCAGGUAUCAGAUCCACACAGGCCUUCAGCACUCCAUCAUCCGGGCUACCCAGCCCAACUGCCUGCCCCUGGAAAAUGUCACCUUGCCCCAGAAGCUAAAGCAAGCAGGCUACUCCACCCACAUGGUGGGGAAGUGGCACCUGGGCUUCUACAAGCGUGACUGUCUCCCCACACAGCGUGGCUUCGAUACUUUCUUUGGUUCCCUUCUUGGAAGUGGGGACUACUACAGUCACUAUAAAUGUGAAGGGCCUGGAAUGUGUGGCUAUGAUUUGUAUGAAGGCGAGGAGGCAGCUUGGGAACAGGACCGUGGAUUGUAUUCAACUGUGAUGUUUACCCGAAAGGCUAUCAACAUCUUAGCCAAUCACGAUCCUCGCAGACAACCCUUGUUCCUCUAUUUAGCCUAUCAGGCGGUUCAUUCGCCGCUGCAGGUUCCGGCCCGCUACCUUGAGCGCUACAAGGGGAUUCCAAACAUGCAUCGUCGUAAAUAUGCCGCCAUGGUGUCGUGCCUGGACGAAUCUAUCCACAACCUCACGUUAGCGCUAAAGCGCUACGGUUAUUAUGACAACACGGUUAUAGUGUACUCCUCAGAUAAUGGAGGCCAGCCUUUAGCAGGUGGAAGCAAUUGGCCUUUGAGGGGAAGUAAAGCCACCUACUGGGAAGGGGGGAUCCGGGCAGUGGGUUUCGUUCAUAGUCCACUGUUGGUAAACAAAGGGACAACAUGUCGGUCUUUGGUCCACAUCACUGACUGGUUCCCUACACUGGUGACUCUGGGUGAAGGGACUUUAGACGAAGAUCUAAAUCUGGACGGGUACGAUGUUUGGGAGGCCAUCAGUGAAGGCCAUCCAUCUCCUCGCCAUGACAUCCUUCACAACAUUGACCCAAUCUACACAAAAGCUAAAAAUGGUUCCUGGAAGGCCGGGUAUGGUUUAUGGAACACGGCCAUCCGAGCUGCGCUGCGAGUGGGCCACUGGAAGCUCCUGACGGGGGUCCCUGGUUACAGCGACUGGGUGCCCCCGCAGACCUUCUCCAACCAGCGGCUAACAAACCGCUGGCAUAAUGAGCGCAUCCGUUGGGACCGGGGUAAGUCCAUCUGGCUGUUCAACAUCACAGCUGACCCCUACGAGAGAGUGGACCUGUCCCAGCGAUACCCCCACUUAGUGAAGAAGAUGCUGCUACGGCUAGCGCAGUACAACAGGACUGCAGUGCCGGUACGCUACCCGGCCAAAGACCUGCGCUCUAAUCCUCAGUACAAUGGGGGUGUGUGGGGCCCCUGGUACAAAGAGGAGAGGGAGGAACCAGAGGAAGAUGAGAGAUACAAUAACUUGCUCACCAACCACCUUGGAAAAAGGAGGUGGAAAAAUCAAUCAAAUAACAGAAAGCUGAAAAUGAAGGUAGAAGAGUAGCCUACCACAUUUGUGAAAAAAACUUCAGUUGCCUUUCUCAGGGAUUGACACUUCCUGCCUCAGGAUUGUCCUCUUCGGAUGAUCUUACUCUAGCUAGUUUGAACUUGAUUCCACUACAUACUGUAUGAAAAAUAAUGCAAAUGGACCUAUUGAAAUGUGUCAAGAGAAUAAGAAAAAUAUCCUCUCAUUCAAACACUGGCGUCAUGCCCAGACACAACUAAGACCUCAUGUUAAUGUUAGGAGCAUUUAAAGAAUGAUCCUUUCUUCUAGAUUGUUUUGCAUGUUUGAACUGUUGUCACCUUUUGAUUGUUCUGUAGAUUUAUGUCCCAAUAAAUGUUCCUAGACAGUUGCCAUACAUUUUGGUGACAGAAAAUAGAGUAAGACAUAGUUCUAUUAUGUUGUUGAUAGCUACGAUACAGUAUCGUGGAAACAGAUUGAUGUGAUGUUAUGUGUGUUUGAAUUGAUGUAUGUUGGUUUUAUAAGCACAGUCUAAAACUUUAGAAUAAUAGAUUUAGGUCCCUUUUAGAUGAUGUCUGGUCUGGCAUAAGGCCAACCCGAAUGUAAGACAAGCUAACAAAAUAAAAGCCCCGGACACAAA